AUGGCAGUCCUCUCGGUAAUUCCCGAGGUCGAGGUUACCGUCCGUGUCAACGGCGAAGCGGCGACCGAGUACGAAGCCUGGGGCAUAUACGACGUGACCGACGAAGACGAUAUGUCCGUCAGCCCGGCGAACACAUCUAUGAAGUUCAUCGAGUGCGUCGACGACGGCACGUUCCUCAUCUCUCUCAAGGUCAGCGAGGAUUACGACUGGGACUUCGAGGACCACUGCCUCUACUUCUCUCUUUACAUCGACGGCAACUGGGUCAAGAGCGAAUACUGCUGGCAGCUUGGGGGCGAAAGCGGCGACUGGGACCGCCUUAUCAACUACCGUAUCACCAAAGACGACCUUGGUAACUUCGCUAAGCAGUCCUUUCGCUUCGCCAGACUCGCGGGUGUCGAUGGCGAUGCCAUGGACCUUGACGGCCCCGACUCCUACAUCUCGGACCUCGACCAGAUCGACGAUAUAGGCGUCAUCGAGGUCCGAGUCUGCCGCGGCCUCGAAGGACAGCCGGCUAAUCAGUAUCCGCUUCCUCAAGACAAGAACCCUCCUGAUAGCCGAGUCUUGCAGGACGCGUUUGAUAAAUUGGACCUCACUCAUCGAACCAAAUACACGGAGCCGGUCCGGAUGAUCAGCACCCCUAUGCACUCCGAGUGCACCCUCCUCCCUAAGGAACGAGGACCCGUCGGCUGGUACUUCUUUCUGUAUCGCUCUUCUGAAAAACUGGUCAGCAAAAGAAUCAAGCCCGCCGUGCAGGUGCCUGUCGUGGAGGAGGCGAGUGAGGAAGUGCAGGCCAUGUUCCGCUUCCACGGCCCCGGAACCGGCGACUCAUCGCCGGUCCACCACAACUUCGCGCCGACGCCGGCACCCUUGAUGGCCGACCCCUCGGGCGCCGCCUCGCCAAUAUCAUUCUUCGGCAACCCCUCUGAGUCGGAGCACUCGAACCGAGAGUCGGACUCUACGAUGGAGGAGUCAGAGGACGAAGAAGAAGAAGAAGACGAAGACGAUGGCGACGACGAAGACGACGAGAUGCUCCUCCCUCCCCACUCAGCCCACUACACCGUGACCUACAACGAGCAAGGCAAUGAAGUUAUCGAAAUCCUUGAUGACGAUGACGACGAUGACAACGCCGCUCCCGCUGAAGACUACACUGGCCGUCGCUACGUCAACUCCGACGGUGAAUACGAAGUUGAUGAAGAAGACCUCAUCGAUCACGAGCAGAUCAACAUAGCCUUCGAAGGCAUCCAAGAGCACUAUGCCGACGACGCCAAGGACUUGGACUACGUCCCUUAG
This is a messenger RNA of Daldinia caldariorum, 1290 nucleotides long. RefSeq lists its product as uncharacterized. NCBI's taxonomy places the organism in Eukaryota, Fungi, Ascomycota, Sordariomycetes, Xylariales, Hypoxylaceae. The transcript is spliced from 4 exons. The record is from RefSeq and is a predicted model, not a curated record. The coding region runs from base 1 to 1290 and encodes 429 amino acids.